Molecule: messenger RNA, 2217 nt
Organism: Plasmodium vinckei vinckei
Lineage: Eukaryota; Apicomplexa; Aconoidasida; Haemosporida; Plasmodiidae
Product: secreted ookinete protein, putative
Exons: 1
Coding region: 1-2217 (738 amino acids)
Source: RefSeq, a predicted model, not a curated record
AUGAAUAUAAAAAAUAAAUUAUUUAUAAUUUGUAUAUAUUUCUUUAUAUUGCGAAAUGUAUAUGGUGUAAAUUUAAAUGAUGCAGAGAAUAAAUUUUCUGUAAAAAUAAAAAAUAGAAACAAUGAGACUACAGAAAGAAAACAACUAAUUCGUAGCAAAAAUUUAUCACGUAAAAAAAGGGGCCAAACAAAUACCAGCUUUAUUAUAAAAAGUACCGAAGACAUCCAAAUGAAUUCUAAACAGGAUAAAAAUUUUAAUCAAAGUAAUUUUCGUAAUAAGCCUCAAACUAAUGAUGAUGUAAAAGAUCCAUUAGAACGUGACGAUACAGAAAGUAGUGGUAGUGAAAAUUUAUAUGAUAAUAAUGAUGAUAUAGAUAGUAAUGAAAAUUCAGACUAUUCAAGUGAAAGCACACCAGACGACCUGCUAAAUAUGGACGAUUUAUACAGUUAUGCCGAUGAAGAUUUAACACGUGAUGACAUUACAGAGAACGAAAGUGUUGAUGAUUUGUUUGAACACAGUAUUUCAUUACAUAAUAAUCUUGAUAAAAUGGAUGAUAAAAUGGAUGAUGAAGAUAUUGAUUCUUCUCUAACUGACGGUGCUAAAAAAAUAGAUAUCGAUGUUGUUAACGCACAUGAAAAUGGUGCUUACUUAAAAGAAAGUAAACAAAAUAGUGCUACUAAAAAAGGUGAUGAUAAAACAGCUUCAGAUGAAAAGCGUGAUAAUCGGAUAAUUUCUAAGCCAAAUAAAACAAUAAAAAAAGAUACUCCAGAAACCAAAGUGAAUUCUCUUAAUAAAUUAAGCAAUGGAAGUACACAUGCUAGUGAAAAUAAAAAGAGUAAUGUGCCUAAAUCUAGUGGAAACAAAACAAAAGGAAAAAACAAUACUAAUCAUAAAAAUAAAAUUGAUGAACAACCUAAUAAGGGAACUGAUAAAAUAGCCAAACAAAAUAAUGCCAAUAAUAUUGCAAACAAAGAUAUUUCCAAUAAACCAAACACACCAAAAGGAGCUAAAAAUAGUGUACCUGACAUAGAUGACUCAAAUAAAACUGAUAAAAUUGUAAAAGAGGAAACAAAACCAGUAGGAGAAACCAUAAACAUAAACAUUGCAUUGAACCCGGAGAUUGGAAAUGAAAAUAAAAAGUCGUUGGAAAAAAAGAAGGAAAAAAACCAUGCUGGCACUCGAAGUAUAAAUAAAAAAGGAAAGAUGUCACAAAAAAAAAACAAAAGUGCUAAGAAUGGUACUAAGAAUGGUAGUAAAAAUGGUAGUACGAAUAAUAAAUUGAGUGCAAAUUCAUUUGACAAUAAAGUUAAAACAGAUAAAAAUCACCAUAAAUUGGAAAACAAACCCCAUGCCCAAAAAAAUGGGAAGCACGAUAAAAAUGAAAAACAUAUGGCUAGUCAUUUGCCUGAUGAAGGUGAAAAUGAUGCCAACAAAAAUAAUAAUGACAUAUCAAUCUCUAUUGAGGUUCCAAAAGAAAUGGGUAAUAUCAAAAUUCCUAGUAACAUUGUAAAGCACAUUAAAAAGGGGAAUACGAUGGAUAUUGAAAGUUUUAUAAAUAUAAAUUCUAAAAAUGACAAUGGAAAUGAUCAGAUUGGAGAGAGUAGUGAAGAAGAGAGUGAUGAAGAAGAUGAAGAAGAUGACGAAGAAAAUAAAAGUGAUGAGACAAAGGGUGGUAUGAAUGGUCCAUUCGGUUCGAACACUAUGGAAGUAGCAAGUCUAAAUACAGAAAAUAAGUUAGUAGUUGAAAAAGAAAAAGAAGAUAAAAAUUUGGAGAAGUAUAGCCAUGAAAAUAAUGCAGAAGGUGUAGAAAAUGGUGAACAUCCUUUAAUUACACAAAAAAAAAAUAUAAUAAAAAAUUCUCGUAAAAUAUAUAAUUUAAAAUUAUAUAAUUGUUCCUAUAUAGAUGAUUGGGAUUUAAAUAAUGAAUAUAUUGAUGAAGAAGGAAAAUUAGUUAAAUUAAGUGGAUAUGUUUUUCAAAAUAUUGUAAAUUCAGACUCUAUGCCUACUACAAAUAUAACAGAUUGGAAAUUAAAAGGAUCGUGUGAUCAUGAUAAAUAUAUAUGUGGUGCUUUAAAAUAUAUGAAUAAUAUAUAUAAUAAAGGAGAAAGAGUUAUAUUUGAUGGGAAGAUAUAUGAAGCAACUAGUGAUGCAUAUGGCAAUCCUAAAGAAUUGGCAAAUGUAUGGAUCGACAAAACAAGUGAUUGUUACAAUUUUUGA